Tarenaya hassleriana is the source of this 2613-nucleotide messenger RNA. RefSeq names its product probable serine/threonine-protein kinase WNK5. Bases 646 to 2433 code for a protein of 595 amino acids. The record is from RefSeq and is a predicted model, not a curated record. The transcript has 7 exons. Lineage: Eukaryota; Viridiplantae; Streptophyta; Magnoliopsida; Brassicales; Cleomaceae. Gene Ontology annotation, biological process: intracellular signal transduction; protein phosphorylation. Gene Ontology annotation, cellular component: cytoplasm. Gene Ontology annotation, molecular function: protein serine/threonine kinase activity; ATP binding.
AUCGGUUUCCAAAAACUUUCCACAAGCUGUCCUUUGGAGAAUAAAAAGAGGGCAAAACUCGGGUUUCUGGGUUUUCCAACUCGUGACUCAGAUGGUGCUUCUGAUGCCUGGCCACAGGUUUUUCAAAUUCAGAAUCCCCCUUUUCCCCCCCGCGAAACCGAUUCCCUAAGGGCUUUUCUUUUUGUGUGAUUUUCCGGGAAAAGGAGUGACGAUCUUCGGUUUUUCUUCGCACCCACCUUCCCAAUUUCAUCGGCUACCGCCACAUAUCCUCUGCUUCCCCACCAAACUUCCUGGGCCUGUCUCUAAGAUCCGAAGGGAAGGCAGAUGAUUUCGAAAGAGUACGAAUUCAAAAUACGACAAGGUGUUGUGGAAAUGGCUUGGGUUAUGCUCUGCGUAGAUUAUUCCAGACUCUUUUGGUUGCUCUUCGGCCUCUUCACCUACGAAAAUCACGAAGGAAAACCCAGGAUUUUCUAGCGUUGCCCCGAUACCCUUUUUCCUUUUUUGUUUGAAUCCACACCUUGUUUUUCUGAAUUUUCGGUUUUCAUCGUUGUGAUUUUCGAUACAGUACUCUCACAUAUAUACGUGUAGCAUACGGAUUCGUUUCCAGUUGGGGGUUCCGAAUCCUGAUAGAUCGGGUCCGGAGCCAUGUAUAAGACGACUUUUACUGCUCGGCUCGCCGGAGCUCGCGACGGCGGAGUUACCAACGAACCCUCACCCUACGUCGAGACUGAUCCUUCCGGUCGGUACGGACGUUUCAGGGAAGUUCUCGGGAAGGGAGCAAUGAAAACAGUGUACAGGGCAUUUGACGAGGUCCUGGGAAUGGAAGUAGCGUGGAACCAAGUGAAGCUCAACGAGGUAUUCCGAUCCCCAGAGGCAUUGCAACGGCUCUACUCAGAGGUUCACCUCCUCAAGAACCUCAACCAUGAAUCCAUCAUCCGUUACUCCUCUUCCUGGAUAGAUGUUACCUGCAGAACUUUCAACUUCAUCACUGAAAUGUUCACCUCCGGCACCCUCAGAGAGUAUCGUAGGAAGUACCAGAAGGUAGAUAUCCGAGCAAUCAAGAGAUGGGCACGGCAGAUCUUGAAUGGCCUUGCCUACCUACAUGGCCAUGAUCCCCCUGUCAUUCACAGAGACUUGAAAUGUGAUAAUAUUUUUGUCAAUGGUCAUCUUGGGCAAGUCAAGAUUGGUGAUCUUGGUCUAGCUGCGAUUCUCCGUGAAUCACAACACGCUCAUAGCGUCAUAGGUACUCCCGAAUUCAUGGCUCCGGAGCUAUAUGAAGAAUUUUACAACGAGCUUGUGGACAUUUACUCAUUUGGAAUGUGCAUGCUCGAGAUGCUCACUGGCGAGUACCCUUACAGCGAAUGCUCCAACCCUGCACAGAUAUACAAGAAAGUUACUUCGGGAAAGUUGCCGGAAGCAUUCUACGGAAUAAAAAAUGCCGAGGCACAGCGUUUCAUUGGUAAAUGCCUGGACACGGUUUCGAUGAGGUUGCCCGCAGAGCAGCUCUUGCUUGAUCCUUUUCUCGCCGUAUCUGAAGAUAUCGACUCGGUGCCUCUCUAUAGGGUGCUGCCACCGCCAUUAGUUCAAAAUUUGGCUCCAAACGGAACGGUGGUGGAGCAGCUGCCUCGUUCGGCAGUUGAUCCGACGAGGACAACUGAUAUGUCAAUUACGGGCACGAUGAACUCGGAUGACAACACCAUUUUUCUGCAAGUACAGAUCUCAGAUGAGGAUGGUCACAUGAGGAACAUUCACUUUCCGUUUGACAUUGUAAACGACACAUCGGUAGAAGUAGCUCUGGAGAUGGUGAAAGAGCUGGAGAUCACUGAUUGGGAGCCUCUGGAAAUCGCAGGGAUGAUAGAGGAGGAGAUAUCUUCUCUUGUCCCCAACUGGAGACGCCAGUGCCAUGCCCAUGGCCCUUCUCUUGCGCACCACAGUUACCAAAAUGAUGAUGAUGAUGACGACAAUGGAAAAACGCACCGUUUCUGCGCAAUAUCAUCGUGUUCUUCCUCUCUAGAUUCUCCUGUAGCAUCGGGGAAACAACCCAACAAAAACAUGGGUUUCAACGACGAUGAUGAACACCGAGAUCAUCAUGUCAGAAGAAGCGGUGAUGGUUCGAGCUCGAACAGCUCGUUCAAUUCCUCGACACCACAAAACGGAGAGGAAGAAGAAGAGUCAAGGGACAACACUGGGGAAGGAGUUAAAGAGAGCAGAGACAAAAGCCGAAACUCGAACAGGGUAUGUCCGGAGAACAGCGGACGGAGAAAGCCGAGGCUCCAGAAAAUCAAGUCACUGGUGGACAUGAGGACGCAGGUGCUGCAUCGAUCUCUAAUGGAUCUCAUCAACAAGAGACGCCGUGGCUUCAAUACUGUCCAGAACAUCAACGAUCUCCACCGCCCGCCCCCCAAUUUCUUACGACCAAAGUCCCCACCUUAGAUCUUGUCCUAUAUCCUAUAUAAAGCCUCUGUUUUUUUACUGUUCUUCAUCGUCUUGAAGUUAUAUAACUGUCUGUGAGCUGUCUGUGAGCGAAGAAGCUCUGUUUGUUUGUAAGAUUUAGUUUGGAAGUUGUUUUUGGCUUUUUCUGUUUCCUGUAUAAUCUUACAAUUUAGACGUCAA